This is a messenger RNA of Chionomys nivalis (European snow vole), 10107 nucleotides long. RefSeq names its product Grid2 interacting protein (gene Grid2ip). NCBI's taxonomy places the organism in Eukaryota, Metazoa, Chordata, Mammalia, Rodentia, Cricetidae. The coding region runs from base 178 to 3330 and encodes 1050 amino acids. The transcript is spliced from 21 exons. Gene Ontology annotation, molecular function: protein binding. The record is from RefSeq and is a predicted model, not a curated record.
GCUGGGCGGAGCCACCAAGAAGAGGCGGGCAUCGGGCCACCAUGCAGGACUGGCCGGGAGGGGCCAUGCACGUUCGCCCGGCAAAGACGCGUGGAGUCGCGGGUGCCCCUUCUGUCAUCGCGGGCUCCGCCACCCGCUACCCGGUGCGCACCUGCCGCACCGCCCUCGCGGAUCCAGAUGGGGAAGGACCAGGGCUUCUCUCGGCACUUUAGGAUCUUCAUCCCCAAGAAGCAUCGGGCACGCUUCGACGAGGUGGUGUCACAGGGUCUGCUGGGCAAGCUGUGCCGGGCUCGGAGGACGCAGGGCGCGCAGCGUUUGCGCCGAAGCCGCAGCGAGGAGCGUCCCGAGCGCCUCCUAGUGUCCACGCGCGCCAGCGCCGCCCCGCGCCGUCCUGAUGAGCCGCCCCCGCGCAAAGCGGCCUCGCUGCUGGGCGGCCGCACCGGCCCUGGGGGCCCUCGCAGGACUGUUCGUGUAUACAAGGGCAACAAGAGUUUCGGCUUCACUCUGCGCGGCCAUGGACCGGUCUGGAUUGAAUCUGUCCUGCCUGGCAGCCCAGCUGAAAAUGCGUCCCUCAAGUCAGGUGACCGGAUCCUCUUCCUCAAUGGACUGGACAUGAGGAACUGCUCUCAUGACAAGGUGGUGUCCAUGUUGCAAGGCAGUGGCGCAAUGCCCACGCUGGUGGUAGAGGAAGGACCGGUCCCUUUUGCUAGCGAUUCAGAUUCUUUGGAUUCCCCAACCCGGUCAUCGGCACUCACCUCGCUGCAGUGGGUGGCAGAUAUCCUGCCUUCCAGUAUCCGAGUCCAGGGGAGGACCUUCAGUCAGCAGCUGGACCACCUCCUCACUCCUCCUGAGCGCUAUGGAAUCUGUCGGGCUCUUGAGAGCUUCUUCCAGCACAGGAACAUCGACACCCUCAUCGUGGACGUGUACCCUGUUCUGGACACACCUGCUAAGCAGGUCCUCUGGCAGUUCCUCUACCAGCUGCUGACCUACGAGGAGCAGGAGCUGUGUCAGGAGAAGAUCGCAUGCUUCCUGGGCUACACGGCCAUGACAGAACCUGAAUCCUCACUGGACCUGGAGCCAGAGUCCACACCAGAGCCCACACCGGAGCCACAACCACGGAGUUCCCAGAGAGCUUCUUCCAUGUGCCGUCGUAGCCUGCGCUCCCAGGGCCUGGAGGCCAGCCUCAGCUGUGGUCCUGGUGAUUGCCCUGAGAUGCCUCUACCUCUGAUCCCAGGCGAGCGGCAGGCUGGUGACGGCACAUCCCUUCCGGAGACCCCCAACCCCAAAAUGAUGUCCGCCGUCUACGCGGAGCUUGAGUCGCGACUGAACAGCAGCUUCAAAGGGAAGAUAGGGACCGUGUCCAAAUCCCGGGCAUCUCCGCCAGUCCCCAGCCUGGUAGGCACAGCAGGGCCCAGGACCCUGUCUGGAGUCUCAUGGCCCAGCGAUCGGCUCCUGCCAUCCCCCUGCUAUGAUCCGCUGUGCUCUGGGGGCCUGGCCUCCCCCAGCAGCUCGGAGUCCCACCCCUACGCCAGCUUGGACAGCAGCAGAGCGCCCUCCCCACAGCCAGGCCUUGGAUCCAUUCACCCCGACAGCCCGCCGAGUCCAGACCCCAUCCGGCCACCCAGUCGCAGGAAGCUCUUUGCCUUCUCGCGCCCCAUGCGGAGCCGAGACACAGAUCGCUUCCUGGAUGUUCUGAGCGAGCAGCUGGGUCCCCGAGUGACCAUUGUGGAUGACUUCCUGACACCUGAGAACGACUAUGAGGAGUGCCAGUCUGCAGGGCUCCAGCCUGACCUCCCGCUCGCCUUGCUCUCCCUGGGACAGAUGAGCUUCCACGAUGACCAGGGCAGCUUUGUGACCAAUGAGAGAAGCAGCGCUAGCGACUGUGUCAGCAGCAGCGAGGAAGGCAGCUCUCUGACCUACUCCUCCAUCUCCGACCACAUCCCCCCGCCCCCACUCAGCCCCCCACCUCCACCGCCCCUGCCUUUCCAUGACCCCAAACCCAGCUCCCGCUCCUCUGAUGGUCCCCGAGGUCCUCCUCAGUCACUGACCAAACCCCUCACCCAGCUCAGCCACCCGGUCCCACCCCCACCUCCGCCACCCCUGCCCCCACCCGUGCCCUGCGCACCCCCCAUGCUAUCCAGGGGCGUGGGCCACCGCCGAAGCGAGACCAGCCACAUGAGCGUCAAGCGCUUGCGCUGGGAACAAGUGGAGAACUCAGAAGGCACUAUCUGGGGUCAGCUCGGGGCGGACUCUGACUAUGAUAAGCUGAGUGAUAUGGUGAAAUACCUGGACCUGGAACUCCACUUCGGCACCCAGAAACCUUCGAAGCCCGUGCCCGGCCCCGAACCCUUCAGGAAGAAAGAAGUGGUGGAGAUCUUGUCCCACAAGAAGGCCUACAACACCUCCAUCCUCCUAGCGCACCUGAAGCUGACCCCUGGCGAGCUGAGGCAGGUGCUCAUGAGCAUGGAGCCCAGGCGCCUGGAACCUGCGCAUCUGGCGCAGUUGCUGCUCUUCGCUCCCGACGCCGACGAGGAGCAGCGCUACCAGGCUUUCCGCGAGGCUCCAGGCCGCCUCAGUGAGCCGGACCAGUUCGUCCUGCAGAUGCUGUCGGUUCCCGAAUACAAGACCCGCCUGCGCAGUCUACACUUCCAGGCCACCUUACAGGAGAAGACAGAGGAGAUCCGAGGCAGCCUCGAGUGCCUGCGACAAGCAUCCCUGGAGCUCAAAAACAGCCGGAAACUCGCCAAGAUCCUGGAGUUUGUGUUGGCCAUGGGCAACUAUCUCAACGAUGGACAGCCCAAGACCAACAAGACCACUGGCUUCAAGAUCAACUUCCUGACAGAGCUAAACUCCACCAAGACAGUGGAUGGGAAAUCUACCUUUCUGCACAUCCUUGCCAAAUCGCUAAGCCAGCACUUUCCUGAACUCUUGGGCUUUGCCCAGGACCUGCCCACUGUGCCCCUGGCUGCCAAAGUGAACCAACGAGCCCUGACUGGUGACCUGGCUGAUCUCCAUGGCACUGUCAGUGAGAUUCAGGUGGCCUGCCAGAGCAUGUCCCCCUCCAGUGAGGACAGGUUUGCUGUCGUCAUGACUUCCUUUCUGGAAACGGCACAACCCGCUCUGCGGGCUCUGGACGGGCUGCAGCGGGAGGCCAUGGAAGAGCUAGGGAAGGCACUGGCCUUCUUCGGAGAGGACUCCAAGGCCACUACCUCAGAGGCCUUCUUUGGCAUCUUUUCAGAAUUCAUGAGCAAAUUUGAGAGAGCACUCAGCGACCUGCAGGCAGGGGAUGGCCCACGCAGCUCUGGGAUGGUUUCACCCCUGGCCUGGUGACAGCUGCCAUCAAGCAUCUUCUGCAGUCUGAGCACGGAGACCGAAGGUGGAGGUUGCGACACCCCGAGGGACGUCACAGGGUCCAGGGUACUUGAUCAUGCAGCUUGUCUGCAGGAAGGGCUUGAGUGUGGUGGGGGCCGCAGCCCCGUAUCUCCGGCUACCUCAGCUGCUAAGCUCCGCCUGGCCCUCUUCUGCCCAUCCUUGGUCUCCCAGACAGCCUGCCUGGCUUCCCGUCACCACAAUGUGAAUAAAAUGCCGUUUUGUGUCAGGAGCUGUCCCACCUGAGGGCGGAUUGCAAAGUGGCCGCUGGCCUGGAACCCUUGCCUGUGGUUUGGUGGGAACACACCACACACCGCUAGGAUGUACAGAGUUACUCUGUGAGUCUGCUGGAGGGGGCUCUGGACCAGAGACCGACACUCUCAGAUGAACCUACUAAGCCGGUACCAGAAAGAAAGCCUACAAGAGCACUGCCUCCACAGCCGCUGGAGGAGACAAGAUGAAGCCUGAGACUGGGUUGCAGAGGCUGGGGUGGCUGUGGCAGCAUGGAGCAGGAGAGAGAAUUCUCGGCUGGGGCUAUUGAGAAAGAGGGAGAGGAGAACCACUGCUAUUAGGUCACUGGAUCUAGGCUUUGUCUUUGUGAAUUUAUUUAAUUUUAUUUUUGAGAGACGGGGUCUCGUGUAGCUCAGGCUGGCCUCAAACUCACUGUGCAGUCAAGGGUAACCUUGAUCCUCCUGCCUCUACCUCCCAAGUGUUGGGAUCAUAGGCCUGUGCUACCAUGCUCCAUGUUCUUCUUCAUUCUCUCUCUCUCUCUCUCUCUCUCUCUCUCUCUCUCUCUCUCAUAAGGAGUCACUAUAUAACAGACUGGCCUUCCAGUUCACUAUGUAGCUCAGGUUGGCCCCCAGCUCACCACUAUACUCCUGCCUAGGCCUCUCCAGCGCUGGCAUUAUGUUACUAAAGGAAUGAACCAAGGGCCUGGAACAUGCUAGGUAAGUACUCUGCCACUGAGCUACACCCCAGCCCUUGCUCUGCUUUUGGGGAAGUGUCCACUCUGUAGACCAAGUGGACCUUGAACUUUUAAGUCUUCUACCUUAGCCUCCCCAAUAAGUGGAAGGAAGGCCUGCACCUCCUGGCCCAGUCAGAACCAAGAGAUAUGGGGUUCUAAUUUUGUGUGGAAUCGGGGUGGGAGGGGUGUGUACAGAGCAGGUGGGGGUCAGAGGACAAUGGCAUGAGUCGGCUCUCUCUUUCCACCAUGUGGGUCCUGGAUAUUGAACUCAGGUCAUCAGGCUGGGCAGCAAACACCCUUACCCACUGAGCCAUCUUGGUAGCCCUAAGAAUCAAGCUUCAAUCUUACCAGCUCAGAUCCUAUUUAGCGGUGGUCAGAUGCGAGCUGGAGCAGUUGGGAGCAGAACGGAAAUCCUGGAGGUUAGGGCAAAGGGGACAUGGCAAUGGCUGGGUGGGGUAGUGAUGUCAGUUCAAUGGUCAGCCGCAGUUCCUCACCUGGGUAGUGAUGCCAUUGCCCAGAACAGGCUGAGUGAGGAGGGCAGGCUCAGGGGUAGCUGACACUAUCCCCAAGGCUGCACUGUGUAAACCUGGGAUGAGAGAUGAGUCGCCUGGAGCCUGCAUGUGGAUGGGACAAUGAACAGAGUUCCCAUCCCUUGGUUUGGGUAUUCUAGGCCCAGAUUCCCACAAUACGAUGCCAUAGGCCUCUCUCCCGUGCUGCUGUUUCUCUUUGGGUAUGUUACUCUGUGCGUGUUUGCUCAAGGGUGUGCCACACAUGGAUGUCAGAGGACAGCUUGUGGGCUUGGCUGCACAUGCCUUUACCCAAGGAGCCAUUUUGCUUUCUGUUUUUUAAAAAAUUUUUUUUAAUUAAAUCUAUUUUAUCUUGCUGGGAUUCAAACCCCAGGCCCUGUGUUUCCAAGUUCUACCACCAUGCUACCCCUCCACCCCUGGCUAUUAUUUAUUUAUUUAUUCAUUUGAGAUGGUGUUUCAUAGCCAGGCUGACCUUGAAUUUUGACCCCCUCUUGCCUCUCACUCCCAAUUGCUGGGGUUAUAGACCUGUACCACAAAGCCCAGUUUGACUCUUAUUUUAAUUUAUAUCAUUAUUAUUUUUUUUAAAGAUUUAUUUAUUAUGUAUACAACAUUCCUUCCCUGUAUGCUUGCAUGCCAGAAGAGGGCACCAGAUCUCAUUAUAGAUGGCUGUGAGCCACCAUGUGGUUGCUGGGAAUUGAACUCAGGACCUCUGGAAGAGCAGUCAGUGCUCUUAACCUCUGAACCAUCUCUCCAGCCCCCAUAUCAUUAUUUUUUUUUUUGAGACACAGUCUCUGUAGACCAUGCAAGCCUCAGAUCUGAGACCAUAAGGCAUGAACUACCCACCCCAGUUCCUCACUUGACUUUCUCCAGAAGUAUGAAAGGCCUUCACCUGUAUCUUGGAUUUUUUUUUCUUGCCUUUUUUUUUAAACUUCAUUUUUUUCGUAUCUUGAAUUUUAAGAAAUGAAUUCUAUGUGGAUGUACACAUCCAUGGGUGGGUUUGUCCACAUGAGUUUGGUGUUCCGAGGCCAGAAGUGGGGAUCCAGUGACCUGUAGCAGAAGUUCGAGACCGGUCGGUGUAAGCUGGGAGCUCCUAACCACUGAGCCAUCUCUCCUGCACCUCAGACUUUUUCUCCCACUAAAAUCAAAAUCCCAAUAGGUAGGACUUGGAACCUUUGGUUUCUUUUCUCUGGGACAGAAGACUAUGCAGACCAGGCUACUCUCAGACUCUGUGGAGAAGAUGACCUUGAACUGAUCCUCCUGCCUCCACCUCCUCAGUGCUGGGAUUACAGGCAUGCACCACUACCACGGAAUCUUUCUACAGUGCUGGGGGCUGGGAGCCAGGGCUUCAUAUACGCUAGGCAAGCACUCUACCCACGGAGUCAGAUCCCCAGCCCACAUCUGGUUCUUGAGAGCCUUCCACAGUCCUUGACUCUGAGCGUGUUCUCUCCUUGUUCCUUUCUUAUGCCCAUCCAGCCCAUAAAAACAUUUGAACCAAGAUGUGUGUGUCAAGGAGGAACCUGCCUAGUCGGCAUACACCUCUCCCUAGCAGCGAGACUUGUACACAGUGCCUGGUACCUGUGUCCCUGGAAAAGGGUGUCAAUAACCCUUGUUGGGCAGCUGGAGAGGGGCUCAGUGGUUCAAGCACUGGUUGCUCUUCCCGAGGACCUAGAUUCAAGUCACAUGGAGGCUCACAGCCAUGUGACUCCAGUUCCAGGCGGUCUGACUCCCUCUUCAGGCCUCCACAGGCUCUGAACACAUGCGGUGCAUAGACAUACAUGCAGGCAAAACACCCAUACACUCAUAAAACAAUUUUCUUUAGAAACAGUCCUUGUUGGGGAGCUGGAAAAAUGACUCAGCUUAGAGCACUAGUUGCUUUUACAGAGGACGGGGUUUCCAGUCUCACCAACACAUGGUGGUUCACAAACUCAAGGGAUUUUUGUUUUGUUUUGGGGAGGGGGCAUUAAUCUUCUGAUGUCAAUUUCUGACUUUCCCAGGCACCAAGCAUGUAAUACAUUCAUGCAGGUAUAACAUCCAUACACAUAAAAUUAAAUAACUAAACCUGAAUUUACAAGUUUUGGUCCACGUUGUAGGCCAGGAGAGAUGGCUUGGUGGGUAAAGGUGUUUGCCACUAAACCUGACAACCUGAGUUCAGAUCUCCAGUAUACAUGUGAUGGGGUAGAGAGUGUCCUCUGACAUCCUUGCAGGUAUGCACAAAUAAAUAAAGAAUAAUAUAUUUUUGAAAUCUUUGAUGGAGUUAGGAUUAAAAAGCAUAGCUUGCGCCAUAUGUGGUGGUGCACGACUUUAGUCCCAGCACUCAGGAGACAGAGGCAGGUGAGUUCGAGGCUAGUGGGGUCUACAGAGCGAGUUCCAAGAUAGCCAGGGCUACACAGAGAAACCCUGUCUUGAAAGGAGGAGAAGACAAAGUAGUAAUAAUAGUCACAGUUUAUUCAGAAGGCUGAGGCAGGGGGAUAGAAAGUUCAAAGGCCUGCUUGGGUAAAUUAUUGAGACUCUAUCCUUGAAAUAAAAACUAGAGAGGAGGAAGAAGAGGCUAGAGGUGUAGUUAGUGGCAGCAUGCUUACUGAGAAUGCAUGAGGUGCCAAUGUUCAAUCUCCAGAGAUCCACAGAUUAUAGACUCCACCAGGCAAGAUCUCCCAGCCCAGGGCUGGAGAGAUGGCUCAGAGGUUAAGAGCAUUGCCUGCUCUUCCAAAGGUCCUGAGUUCAAUUCCCAACAACCACAUGGUGGCUCACAACCAUCUAUAAUGAGGUCUGGUGCCCUCUUCUGGCCAGCAGGCAUACACACAGAAUAUUGUAUACAUAAUAAAUAAAUAUUAAAAAAAAAAAAAAAAGAUCUCCCAGCCCAAGCAGAGCUCCAUAGCAUUUUCCUGAAGUUAGAAACACAUGCCCCUUGCCUGAAGAUCUAGCCACUGGACUGCGGUUUGACAAGCCAAGCACUAGCUAGGGUUUUUUUCCUUAACUUGCCUUGUAUCUGUUAUCAAUUUGUUACAGCAGUGCUGAGUAACAAACUGGCCUUAACCUUGCUUUCCUCUACAUUAUCCCAAGGUAUUGGACAUGCUAGGCGGGCGCCCCGCUGCCGAUCCAUGCCCCCAGUUCCUUCCUCAGUAAGGGAUUCUAUCUGAAUUAUUUAACCUCCAUUUAUUUAUUUAUUAGGGCGCAUCCACUGCGGAGGCAUGUGGAGGUCAGAGGGAAACCUGAGGAAGCCAGUUCUCUUAUUUCACCUUGUGUAUUCUGGAGAACGGAACUGUCACUAGUGGGUUCUGGGCAAGCACUAUGUUGCUGGCCACGCCCCAGCCCCUUAUUGGUGGUUUCUAGGCAAGUGUUCUACCAUUAACCUCUAUCCCCAACCUCUUUCAAAUUUUAAACUUUGAGACAGAGUUUUACUAAGUUACCCAGGCUGGUCUUGAAUUCUUCCAUUAUAAUUCAAGCAGGCCUAGAACCUGGGAUCCUUCUGUCUUAGGCCCCAGGUAGUUGGGAUAAAAAACCUUAACUCAUGAAAUGACAACCACUUAGUGCUCAAGGCUUGGGUGACUUGGGCCGGGCUGAUCUGAGCCAGAUUCCGUGGAUCCUCACACUCUGCAGCUGUACGAGUCAGGUAAGUGGCCUUGCCAGUCGUGCAGGGGUCUCUCCCACACGUGGAACUGUGGCAGAGAAAGCGAGGACAGCCUCAGGUGGCGGCUCAUCCUCUACCCAAACUGGGAUCCCUUUCCUAAGUGAGGCAAGAGCCCAAGAGAACAAAUAAGCAAAAGCACAGAAAUUCAGGGCUGGGGAUAUAGCCCAGUUGGUAGAGUGUUUGCCUAGCGUGCUUCAAGCCCUGGGUUCGAUUCCUGGCACUGCAUAAAUGGACUGUAGUGGUGCAUGCCUGUAAUCCCAGCACUGAGGAGGUGGAGGCAGGAGGAUUGGAGUUCAGGGUCAUUGGAGCCAGCCUGAGCGACAGGAGACCUCAUCUCAAUCAAUAAAUCAAUGCGCACAAGCCUCUUUUAACUAGCUCUUGUAGACCAGGCUGGUCUCGAACUCACAGAGAUCCGCCUGCCUCUGCCUCCCGAGUGCUGGGAUUAAAGGCGUGCGCCACCACCGCCCGGCGCGCACAAGCCUCUUGAGGUUGUCUCAGAACUGGCUCACUAGCGACAAGAGCCAGUCAGAUUGGAGUGGGAGAAAAACCAUCUGUUUAUUUUAAUUUAUAUUUUGAGACAGGGUAGCCCAGGCUGGCCUUGAGCUCAGGCAGGCAGAUGCUGUGAUGGUCACACUGUGAACUCAGGAAUAUAGGGAGUAUCAGAACAUUUUUUGAAAUCUCCUACAUGGCCCCUUGGCCAAGCAGGUUCUAGCCUCCUUAAGGUCAUAAGUGACAGCCAGGGGUGGUGAUGUACAUCCAUGAUCCUGACCCUCAGAAGUGGAGGCAGGAGUUUCAGAGUUGUUCCUGGCUACAUAAUGAAUUUGAGGCCAGGCUAGGCUACAUAUGAGGCCAUAUCUCAAAACGACAAAACCAGAAAGAUGGCUCAGUAGGUAAAGGCGCUUGCUACCAAGCCUGAGACCUGAGUUUGAUCCCUGGGACCCACAUGGUGGAAUGGAGAAAACUAACUCCCAAAACUUGUCCUCUGACUUCUAUGUGCACACACAACCCGUUAGUACACACACACACACACACACACACACGAAUUAUUAAAAUGUUUAAAACAAUGACAAAACAAAAUAAAAAAUUCUACGUGGCCCCAAAGUGUGCCUUGGACUGAGCAUUGCUCCAGACUGCCACCAGGUGACUUCUAGGUCACCUGUGAGUAGUCUGUCCUGCAGACACUCCAGUGGACAGCUGUGAGCUGGGCCUACCUAGCAACCUUCUGUCGGAAAAGCCCCUUGUAUUCUUUUGGAAUAUUAUCGCUCCCUUAUUCUGGGGCCAGGGAGCUGAGCAGGUACAGAAAGUAACUGGCCAUGUAGCUUAGAGACAGUUCAAGACUCAAGUCCAGUCAGCUUGAAAGGGGAAGCUUCCUUUUCUCUGGAAGCGGUGUGUGUACAAAGGGUGGGAACCUGGGGGUGGGGUGCCUCCGUAUCAGCAAAAGACGAGAGAAGGUUGCUAUGUGCGCAUCUUUGCCCCUGGAUCCAACCGUACCUGAAGUACACAUCUGGACUUAGCAGUUCCAAAGCCACCACGUCCCCCUUCUACGGUAAAACAUUAAUUUCUUGACCGAGGCUGGCUACAGACAAACCUUCCAUGUUUCUAACAUGCUUUCUUUCUUU